This is a messenger RNA of Myotis daubentonii (Daubenton's bat), 3777 nucleotides long. RefSeq names its product tripartite motif containing 59 (gene TRIM59). NCBI's taxonomy places the organism in Eukaryota, Metazoa, Chordata, Mammalia, Chiroptera, Vespertilionidae. The record is from RefSeq and is a predicted model, not a curated record. Gene Ontology annotation, biological process: negative regulation of canonical NF-kappaB signal transduction; innate immune response. Gene Ontology annotation, molecular function: zinc ion binding; ubiquitin protein ligase activity.
GGACUCCUCUCCGCUGCCUGGGGCAGAGGCUGCUGUCCUGCGUGGGUGUAGAGGAGAGUGGAGGGGCGUGAUGGAGGGAGUGGGCUGGGGACCCGCAUCUAUUCUUCCCUCCGGCCGCGUUUGGGGGGUUCGGGAAGCUCGUCCUCCUCUCUCCAGCACGGAACCGCCUCUCUGUGAGGGAGCGGCCCUCCGGGGUGGGGCCGGGAGCGGAGCGGGGCGCCCUCCGCGGGAGCCGAGCCGGCGGAGGCACUUCGGGGGGGGGAGGCCCGGAGGCUCCUCGUCUGCCUCCGGGGAAGGGGAGGGGGAGGGAGGGGGCACUGCUGUUUUGAGCCCUUUGGUCCGAGGUUCUUUUGAGGACUUACCAGGGGAGGAGUAUUUGUGCCCAUUUUACAGAUGUGCACCCUCAGUUCUGAGGUGCAUUAAGUGAACGUGACCCCGGGUCUCCCAGUACUAUUUUGAUGGCAGAGCGGAAAGGUAAACAGGCGCCGUGAUGGAGCCGCCGAAGCCGCUAUUGCAGCGUUAAGCUGGCAACACGGUCCAGGGCCGUGGAUGCCUCCUGUCUGCUGACCUCGAAGCGACCCGAAGUGGCCGCGAGUGUUUGCCCCCGCCCGUCACCAGGGUCGGCUGACACUCCUUGGGGCUCAGAAGGUACUUGACGUUAGAAAAGAGGCGCAGGAUCAUUGGGACUUUGAAGGAACAAAUGAUACCGCGCCUGCUGCUGCAGCAACUGGUGAUGUUUUUCACGACUUUUUAAAAAAACACAGUGUGGCAAGAGGAAGAAUAACAAGAAAAGAAUCUGGAAAAGUUGGACAAGAUACAAUAUCGUCAGUGUCCAAACUAGAAGACCAACAAAGCAGAAAAUGUACAAUUUUGAGGACGAGUUAACAUGUCCCAUUUGUUACAGUAUUUUUGAAGAUCCCCGUGUACUACCAUGCUCUCAUACAUUUUGUAGAAACUGCUUGGAAAAUGUUCUUCAGGCAUCUGGUAACUUUUAUAUAUGGAGACCAUUACGAAUUCCACUAAAGUGCCCUAAUUGCAGAAGUAUUAUUGAAAUUGCUUCAACUGGGAUUGAAUCUUUACCUGUUAAUUUUGCAUUAAGGGCUAUUAUUGAAAAGUACCAGCAAGAAGAUCAUCCAGAUAUUGUCACUUGCCCUGAACAUUACAGGCAACCCUUAAAUGUAUACUGUCUACUAGAUAAAAAAUUAGUUUGUGGUCAUUGCCUUACCAUAGGCCAACAUCAUGGUCAUCCUAUAGAUGAUCUUCAAAGUGCCUAUCUGAAAGAGAAGGACACGCCGCAAAAACUGCUGGAACAGUUAACUGACGCACACUGGACAGACCUUACUUGUCUUAUUGAAAAGCUGGAAGAAGAAAAAUCUCAUUCGGAGAAAGUGGUCCAAAGUGAUAAAGAAGUUGUUCUCCAGUAUUUUAAGGAGCUUAGUGAUAUAUUAGAACAGAAAAAAAAAAACUUCCUAACUGCUCUCUCUGAUGUUGGCAAUCUGAUUAAUCAAGAAUAUACUCCACAAAUUGAAAGAAUAAGAGACAUGAGGAAGCAGCAGCUUGAAUUAAUGACAUUGACAACAUCUUUACAAGAGGAGUCCCCACUUAAAUUUCUUGAAAAAGUUGAUGAUGUCCGUCAGCGUGUGCAGGUCUUGAAACAAAGUCCACUUCCCGAGGUCCAGCGUAUUGAAAUUUAUCCUCGAGUAAGCCAAGUAUUGAAAGAAGAUUGGAGCAUAACAGAAAUUGGACAAAUUAAGAAACUUCUCAUUCCUGAAAUGAAAAUUUCUUCAACCAGGAUGCCAUGUUCCUGGCCUGCUGAUGAAAAGGAAGUUGAAUUUUUUAAGAUUCUAAACAUUGUUACAGUUACAGUAAUUUCAGUGAUACUGAUGUUGAUCCUCUUUUUUAACCAACACAUAAUAACCUUUCUAAAUGAAAAUACUUCAUUGUGUUUUUCUGAAGUCUCUAUAUCUGUUUACCAAAGUUUAUCUAACAAUCUGCACAAUUUAAAGGGUAUGCUAUAUCACACUCUACAUUUACUGAAGGAAUUCAUGUGGAAAAUAGUCUUUCGUUGAAAAUGCAAAUCUAAAUUCAAAUAGGCUUUUUCUAAACAGGGACUAACAACCAUUGCUAAAUGAAGAAAUAUGGGUUGCAUGGAUGAGUAAAAUAGCCAACUAAACUAUUAGAAUUGCAACAAAUAUAUAGAAAUAUUUUAAAUCAUGUUUCUGUUGGAUAGAAAUGUAUCAGAAAUGAAGCAGUGUCUCUGGUUUUUGGUCUGAAAACUAGAAUAAAAUCUAGUUGAUUUGAGUACUAUCCUUUUUAAUGGAUUUGAGAGGUUGACUUUAUAUUGUUGUGGCAUUUAAACAUUGUUUUACCAAUAUUGUCUUUUAGCGUUUAUAUGGCUGUAGUGAUUGACUUUGCAGUUCUUCAUACAUAGCUUUUAGAAAAAAAGAUGGUAAAAUCUGUUAAGUACCUAUGCACUUAUUUUUGAUGUGGCUUGAUUCUUUUGCAUGGGCAAAUAAAGAUGGUGAGGUUUUAAAAUCAAGCAGCAAAGUCUAAAAUGAUAAGGGAUUGCUUAAAGAUGUUUUUGAUCAAAUAAACCAGAUCCACACAUUGUUUUAGAUGGAUUUAAGAGCCUGAAAAUUGUUUAUCAACAUUCACUUCUAAUAAAGCUAUUGCUUUUGGAAAUCUUAAGUGUUGUUAGAGAACAAACAGCAACAUUUUCUAAGAGUAUUCUGUGGUUUGUGUUACUUUAGGAUUAUAUUUAAGUUUAGUGUAGUGUUCAGUUGCCAACUAAGUUCUUGGAUAAAAAUUUUGAAACGUUACGUAUUCUGUUCUCAUUAGACUUAGAUGUCAGCAUGUUAACUGUAUUUGUCUUAAAAACUUACACUUUUUUUUUUUUGCCAAACAUUCUCUUAUGCUAAUGCCUAAGUACCAAUUUAAUCUUAUUUCCUUGAAUUUUACUUAAAAGAGAGCCAACACUAAGAUGGCUGGCUAGGUCUCUUUAUGACCAGCAUCAUAAUAUACCUCACACAAUUAACUACUGUGUGGGCAAAGAACAUUUGAGAUUUUGAUUAAAGCAUUAGUCACAACACAAAAAACAUGUAGCUUUAAAUACAUGUAAAAAUAUUCAUAAGCACUGAAAUGUGUCAAAUACUUAAUUUCACAUUUGUGAAGUAGGUAUGACCCCCCACCCCUGCUUAGAUGAAAAACCACAAAAAAUUUGUUCAAGGCCAUGUAAUAUAUGGGGGACUCUUGCCAGUUUUUAGUGGACAAAACUUAUAUAGUAUACAUGAAUACAGUCAGUACAGGCAUACCUCGUUUUAUGGCACUUUUGCAGAACAUUGGUUUUUUAUUUUGCGACUGAAGGUUUAGUUGCAACCUUGUGUCAAGUUUAUCUGCACCAAAAAAAUUACAACUUGCUGAAAACUCAGAUGGUUAGCAUUUUUUAGCAAUAUAGCAUUUUUAAAUUAAGGUAUUUUUAAAAGAUAUAAUGGUGUUGCAUACUGAAUAGAUUGCAAUUAUGUGUAGCACAAGCGUAACCUUUAUAUGCACUAGGAAACCAAAAAAAUUUGUUUGAUUCGCUUUAUUGUAUUGUGGUGGGUGGUCUGGAACCAAACCCACAGUAUCUCCAAGUUAUGCCUGAUUCUUAAACAUGCUGUUCUCUUUUGUACUUUUACUGGGAAGAUGAGAUUGUGUAAAAUUUAAAGUGUAUAUUAAAAUAUUUCUAAGUUUCACAUAUAACAAAAGUAUAUAUUUUAAUAAACUCUUUAUAUUUUACUU